AUGCUUUACUCCGAAGAGCAGAAGGCUGAAAAUAUGAGCUCGAAAGAAAGAGCACUGUGGAUUUUGGGGCUGCGGCCGAGAGACAGAUUCAGGAAGACGCAGUUGAGCCAGGUUGCCAAACGCCUCGAAACUCUAAUUGAUAGACACGAAGCCGAGAAAAACGUAACAGUUGAAGAACUCAUCGGUCCAACAAAACUUGCGGUUCAGCUUCUCAAAACAUCUCUGAGAGGUUCGCCCAUCAAAAAUGAUCUGGUCAAAAUUGACUCGACAGUUCCAAAAGAAGUUCGGCAAUGGCUCAUGUCGACUUUUACUCCUCCCAAAUCUUCAACCAGAUCUGUCGGGGAGUCUCGCCGAAAAGGGCUAAAAGGAAUCGUCGCGGGAAUCAGCGCCGCAAUUCGAAUGGAAAAACUCACAAUCGGCAAAAACGACCUCGCGGGAUUCACGGACGACAUAAAACGCCAGCUGCAGGAAAUCGCGUCCUGGAACUUUGACAUUUUCGAAUUCGGGAAACUGACUGGAAAUAGGCCGCUGAGAUACAUUCUUUACCAGUCCUUGGCUUCCUUCGACCUUUUGGGCGAUUUCAAGAUAAAGGGUCCUGUUGUCAUGAAUUUCGCCGCGAGAUUAGAGGAGCUGUAUUUAUCCAACAAAAACCCUUACCACAACGAUAUCCACGCGGCAGACGUAACGCAGGCCCUAUUUUCGAUAAUCGAACUGAACGGCGCCCAAGUUUGGUUAGACAAUGUCGAACUUUUUGCCGCAUUAUUCGCCGCUGCAAUUCAUGAUGUCAGUCACACGGGGACGACGAAUAAUUUUCAUAUUAUGACAAAAAGCAACCUGGCGAAUUUAUAUAAUGAUAGAUCAGUGCUUGAAAACUUUCAUCUAACAACUGGAUUCGGAAUUUGUGCAAAAGAUGAGUGUAAUAUUCUAGCUGGGCUGAAUGAUGAGCAAUUUUUCAACUUCAGAAAUAUCGUUAUCGAUAUGGUUCUCGCAACGGACAUGGUUUUCCACAACGAGCACUUGUUCUACCUCUCCGACGCCAAGAGUUCUCCUUCCUUUGCUGACACUACAACCGUCCUUGGUUUCAUGCUCCACUCUGCCGACAUUUCCCACUCUCUCCGACCCUGGAAGCAUCAUGAAAAGAUGGUCGAAUUCCUCUUCGAAGAAUUCUUCCUCCAAGGCGACCAAGAAGCUAAAUCUGGUUUUCCGAUUUCUCCUCUUUGCGAUAGAAAUACGCUGCAUAUUCCAAAUAGCCAAAUAAGUUUUAAUAAAUACAUUAUCGAGCCGACUUUUUCCGCGCUGACGGAAUUUUUCAAGGCAGCUAAUGAGUGUCUUUUUGACGAAAAUGGCAUUUUAUUGGAACCAUCUGAAAAUGGCACUGGUGAUUCAUUACGACCAGGAAAGGAUACGAUUGAGGAAGCUUGCGAGGGUACCUCAUUGUGCCUUCUAGAGCCGCCUUGUGCCGCUUACGGCCGUCCUGUGACUCCUAGUGCCGCUUAG
Oikopleura dioica is the source of this 1497-nucleotide messenger RNA. Lineage: Eukaryota; Metazoa; Chordata; Appendicularia; Copelata; Oikopleuridae. The record is from the annotation of a GenBank genome assembly.